AUCCUCAUCUUCUAAACUGUGUCCUUCAGGUAUCGAAUGUACAGGAAGAGUCAGACGACAGGCUUCCCUUCUUUAAUCACCAUCUUCUCUGCUCCGAACUACCUGGAUGUGUACAAUAACAAAGCGGCGGUGCUGAAAUAUGAGAAUAACGUGAUGAACAUCCGUCAGUUUAACUGCUCUCCUCACCCCUACUGGCUGCCCAACUUCAUGGACGUCUUCACCUGGUCGCUGCCCUUUGUCGGAGAGAAAGUCACAGAGAUGCUGGUGAACGUGUUGAACAUCUGCUCUGACGACGAGCUGAUGUCAGAAGGAGACGACACGUGUGAAGGAGGAACUCCAGCCGUGAGGAAGGAGGUGAUCAGAAACAAGAUCCGGGCGAUUGGAAAGAUGGCUCGAGUGUUCUCUGUGCUGCGAGAGGAGAACGAGAGUGUGUUGCAGCUGAAGGGUUUGACCCCGACAGGAACGCUGCCGGUGGGAGUUUUGUCCGGCGGUCGGAGAACUCUGCAGAGCGCCACCGUAGAGGCAGAGGAGGCAAAAGUAAGUGUUCUCUGCUGGUCUAACCAGUGCUCCCAGUAUCCUGUAUUCAUAAACUAGUAAUAACUGUAUUCAUAAACUAGUAAUAACUGUAUUCAUAAACCAGUAAUAAUUGUAUUCGUAAACCAGUAAUAAUUGUAUUCAUGAACCAGUAAUAGCUGUAUUCAUGAACCAGUAAUAACUGUAUUCAUGAACCAGCAAUAACUAUUAAAACAACAGUAAUAACUAUUCAUGAACCAGCGACAACUGUAUUCAUGAACCAGCGACAACUGUAUUCGGGAACCAGCGACAACUGUAUUCGGGAACCAGCGACGGCUGUAUUCGGGAACCAGCGACGGCUGUAUUCGGGAACCAGCGACGGCUGUAUUCGGGAACCAAUAUAUCAGAAUAAUAUCAGAAUAUGUAGUUCAUGUAAACGUGUCAUUUUAAACAUAAUAAAGUCAGUAUGUUUAGUAUAUAUUCUAUGUAUAAUCU
Messenger RNA from Anarrhichthys ocellatus (wolf-eel), 1008 nucleotides. Its product is annotated as serine/threonine-protein phosphatase 2B catalytic subunit beta isoform-like. The record is from RefSeq and is a predicted model, not a curated record. Gene Ontology annotation, molecular function: calmodulin-dependent protein phosphatase activity. Lineage: Eukaryota; Metazoa; Chordata; Actinopteri; Perciformes; Anarhichadidae. The transcript has 7 exons. The coding region runs from base 37 to 594 and encodes 185 amino acids. Gene Ontology annotation, biological process: calcineurin-mediated signaling.